CGUCAUAUUAUACGCCGUCCGCAUUAUCUAAUUUUUAGUAGGUAGUGCGGUUUUUGUGGUGGUAUCACUGCGCCGUAGUAGUGUUUCGUUUUUCCGAAAUUUUCUCUUCAUUCGUAUUAUAUACAACCGUAUUAUUUCUUAAAUAUUAUGUACCUAUCGAGUCACGUUGGAAAGUUUUCGCAUCGCCGCCGGUCUGACGGCACAGCAUGAAAUAAUAAUAAUAUGUCUCUUACCUACGGCGGCGGCGGCGGCGAGGUCGCCAUGGUUUUGUGCCCCUAAAGACAUCAUCACUCCUGCACCGUCGCAGCUGUGCUGUGAUAUAGAAAUGUCCAUUCCUACCCCAUGUGCGUCCACGGCCGAUGGCAGCAACGACGGCGAACAACCGGAAACCGAUUACAUAAAAAUGUUCGUGGGCCAGAUMCCCAGGGCGAUGAACGAACAGGAUCUGAUGGACAUGUUCGGCGAGUUUGGUCGAGUGUACCAGUUGAACUUGCUCAGGGACAAGUUCUCCGGGGUCAGCAAAGGAUGUUGCUUCGUAACGUAUUAUACAAGAAAGGCUGCUCUUGACGCUCAAAAUGCUUUGCACAAUAUCAAGACGCUGCCAGGGAUGCAUCAUCCGAUACAAAUGAAGCCGGCUGACAGUGAAAAUCGAAGUGAAAGAAAACUGUUCAUUGGAAUGCUGUCGAAAAAAAUAUCCGAACCCGACAUCAGGUUGAUGUUCGAACCUUUCGGUGCCAUCGAAGAGUGUUCGGUGCUCCGGGACCCGAAUGGCGUUAGCAAAGGUUGUGCAUUCGUUACGUACACGACCAAACAGAACGCCAUCGCAGCCAUCAAGGGUAUGCAUCACUCGCAAACCAUGGAGGGCUGCACGUGUCCGCUUGUGGUCAAGUUCGCCGACACCCAAAAAGAAAAAGACCAGAAACGCAUGCAGCAGAUGCAAGCCAACCUUUGGGGACUAGCCGCGACUGGAGGAAACAGCGUGCCCACCGCCCAGUAUUUGGCCCUCGGCGUGCUAGCCAAUCAGCAGAUGAACAAUGACACGAACUCGCUGUCGUCGCAAGUGCUCCAGCAGAUCCAGCUUAACGCCGCCGCCGCUGCCGUGGCGGCCAACAACAACAACAACCAMCAGCUGAACAAUCUGCUUUUGACCAACAACACAGGUGCGCUCAAAUCCCCGUAUCAUGUCCAGACGUCCCAUUACCAUCCCACACAUGUAGAUACCGUGUCACCAAGGCGUUUAGAUUACACCGAUCCUUUCUAUACAGGCUAUCAGAAUUUGUCAGCGUCGCCGCCAAGUCUAGGAGACCUGAACCCGGGAAACUUGCAGAACUUGUCGACGCUCGCCAAUUUGUCCGUUGGAAACCCUAUAGUCAACUCUGUGAAUAUGCAAAAUCUAGUCACAUUGGCCGCGAUGGGAGCAAAUUCCGUCUCGCCUACAGGAUCCAGUUCAUCUAGUCUUAGUAGUUCAGCUCUGUCAAGUUUGUCGCCUACGUCUGCAGCCGCUGCAGUUUUAUUUGGGAAAAAUUCCGGUCUUUUGGCAGGGACCAACGGCACUAACGGUGGUACAUAUGGUUCGUCGCUGAACGCACUCGGUCUCACGCUGGCCGACCUAAACUCUAACCAGUUUGCCAUGCCGCAAUCGCCACCGGCCAGUUCACCACUGUACUUUUUGAACAACAACAAUAACAACAACAACAGUCCGACAAAAGUGUCCAGCAAGCAGCUUGAAGGUCCGGAAGGUGCCAAUCUGUUUAUAUACCAUCUCCCCCAGGAUUUCGCUGAUUCUGAUCUCGUGACCAUGUUUUUACCAUUUGGUAACGUUAUAUCGGCAAAGGUUUACAUUGAUAAAGAGACCAAACUGUCCAAGUGUUUCGGGUUCGUGUCGUACGAUAAUGCGUACAGCGCACAGGCGGCUAUACAGACGAUGAACUCGUACCAGGUGGGCAACAAAAGGCUGAAAGUGCAACUCAAGAGACCCAAAGAAGCGUCCAGGCCGUACUAACAGCGCCAACCACCGAUCGACCGACCAAUAACCACGACCGAUCGUGCCACGCACCCGGCAAGAACGGUUGUGUACUCCCUUUUGUUUUUGUUUAAGAAGACAUGAAAUAUAAUAAUAAUAAUAAUAUUGUUAUGUGUGUACAUAAUAAUACUU
This is a messenger RNA of Diuraphis noxia (Russian wheat aphid), 2155 nucleotides long. RefSeq names its product CUGBP Elav-like family member 1. Gene Ontology annotation, molecular function: RNA binding. The record is from RefSeq and is a predicted model, not a curated record. Lineage: Eukaryota; Metazoa; Arthropoda; Insecta; Hemiptera; Aphididae.